Molecule: messenger RNA, 996 nt
Organism: Myripristis murdjan (pinecone soldierfish)
Lineage: Eukaryota; Metazoa; Chordata; Actinopteri; Holocentriformes; Holocentridae
Product: trace amine-associated receptor 13c-like
Exons: 2
Coding region: 1-996 (331 amino acids)
Biological process (GO): G protein-coupled receptor signaling pathway
Cellular component (GO): membrane
Molecular function (GO): trace-amine receptor activity
Source: RefSeq, a predicted model, not a curated record
AUGGAGACCCUGGAAGGAGCUGAACUCUGCUUUCCACAUCUCCUCAACACCUCCUGCAGGAGGCCCAUCCGUCCUCGACAUGAGGCCAUGACCAUCUACAUCCUGCUGUCCUCCAUCUCUCUGCUCACUGUGGCUCUUAACCUGCUGGUCAUCAUCUCCAUCUCCCACUACAGGCAGCUGCACACCCCCACCAACCUCCUCCUCCUCUCCCUGGCUGUCUCAGACCUCCUUGUGGGCCUCCUGUUGAUGCCCGUUGAAAUCAUCUACAUUGAGGCCUGCUGGUUUCUGGGUGACCUCUUGUGCACUCUGUAUUAUGUUGUAGACUUUAUUGUUACCUCUUCCUCAGUAGGUAACAUGGUACUCAUAUCAAUUGACCGCUAUGUGGCUAUUUGUGACCCUCUGUGUUACCCCACCAAAGUCACUCAGAAGAGAGUUAAAAUCUGUGUUCGUCUGUGUUGGAUCUGCUCUGUUUUCUACAGCUGUCUCCUUUUACAUGAUCAUCUGGGGCAACCAGGCAGGUCUAAUUCCUGCUAUGGAGAGUGUGUGGUUGUCAUUAACUCCAUUGCAGGGGCUGUGGACCUUGUUUUCACCUUUAUUCUUCCCAUUACUGUGAUCAUAGUUCUGUAUAUGAGAGUGUUUGUGGUGGCUGUGUCUCAGGCUCGUGCCAUGAGAUCCCACAUUGUGUCUGUCACUCUGCAGCGUUCAGGGACUGUAACUGCUAAGAAAUCUGAGCUGAAAGCAGCCAGGACUCUCGGGAUUGUCGUAGCUGUGUUUCUAAUAUGUUUCUCUCCAUACUACAUACCCACACUUGCAGGCCAGGAGACCUCAAUCGAUGCUUCAUCUGCAGCUGUUGAGAUCUGGCUGGCACAUUUCAGCUCCUGUCUAAACCCUGUAAUCUAUGCCUUUUUCUACCCCUGGUUUAGAAAAGCUAUUAAACACAUUUUUACACUUAAGAUUCUGCAGCCUGACUCCCGUGAGGCCAACAUAUUGCAGUGA